Messenger RNA from Dermatophagoides pteronyssinus (European house dust mite), 1422 nucleotides. It is a transcript of the gene Rae1, whose product is annotated as ribonucleic acid export 1. NCBI's taxonomy places the organism in Eukaryota, Metazoa, Arthropoda, Arachnida, Sarcoptiformes, Pyroglyphidae. The record is from RefSeq and is a predicted model, not a curated record. Gene Ontology annotation, molecular function: protein binding.
UGUUUACAUUUUUUUUUGUCUUGAACUUUUGUGUGUUUUUUUAUUUCCAGAAAUUAUCAUUCAAAGAUUAAAGUUUAAAGUAAAAAAAACAAAACAAAAAUGAGUUUUUUCGGUAAUCCAACACCUGGAACAUCAACAUCAUUGUUUGCUACACAAAAUCCAAUCGGUUCAUCAACAAUGUUCAAUGUUCCCGGGUCGAAUUCACAAUCAACACCAUUUGGAUCAUCAUCAAUCGUACAACAAACUGGUGUUCAUAAUCCAAAUAAAGAUAUUGAAGUAUCAUCAUCACCUGAUGAUUCUAUUGCUGGUUUAGCAUUUUCACCACCAACAUUGCCACAAAAUUUUUUAAUUUCCGGAUCAUGGGAUAAUCAAAUUCGUUGUUGGGAAAUUAUCGGUACUACUAAUGCAUGGCAAACUAUUCCAAAAGCACAACAAUCACAUGCUGGUCCUGUUUUGGAUGUUCGUUUUAGUGAUGAUGGUACAAAAGUAUUUUCCGCAUCAGCCGAUAAAACAGUAAAAAUGUGGGAUCUAGCAUCGAAUCAACAGAUACAAGUUGCACAACAUGAUCAACCCGUUAAAACAUGUCAUUUUAUAAAGGCACCAAAUUAUACUUGUUUGAUGACAACAAGUUUUGAUAAAACAAUCAAGCUUUGGGAUCUACGUCAAGCCCAACCAGCAAUGACCGUACAAUUGAAUGAUAAAGUUUUCUGUGCUGAUGUUCAUUAUCCAAUGGCCGUUGUAUCGUUAGCAAAUCGUGCUAUUCUAGUUUAUUCAUUGGAAAAUGGUUUACAACAAUUUAAACAAAUAGAAUCACCAUUAAAAUAUCAACAUCGUUGUGUAUCGAUUUUUACCGAUAAAGAUAAAUCAAAUAAUCCACCAACUGGUUUUGCUGUUGGUAGUGUUGAAGGUCGUGUUGCUAUUCAAUAUUUGAAUCCAGCAAAUCCUAAAGAUAAUUUUACAUUUAAAUGUCAUCGUUCAAAUGGAACGAAUACAAAUUUUCAAGAUGUUUUUAUUGUACAUGAUAUUGCUUUUCAUCCACAACAUGGUACAUUAGCUACUGUUGGUUCGGAUGGCCGUUAUUCAUUUUGGGAUAAAGAUGCACGUACAAAAUUGAAAACAUCCGAACAAGUUGAACAACCAAUAACACGUUGUGCAUUUUCAGCAAGGGGUGAAAUUUUCGCUUAUUCAGUUAGUUAUGAUUGGUCAAAAGGACAUGAAUAUUUUAAUCCACAGAAAAAAAAUUAUAUUUUUUUACAUGGUUGUUUUGAAGAAUUACGACCAAGAAAAAAGAAUUGAUUUCAACCAGCCAGCCACCAAACCUACUUUUUUUCAUAUCGUCCAUAUCGUUGUUGUUUAACCCCCUUUAACAACCAUUUAUUCCAAAUUUUUUUUCUAUCCCUUUUUGUUCAUUUUUGAUUUGAU